Messenger RNA from Podarcis raffonei (Aeolian wall lizard), 3089 nucleotides. RefSeq names its product zinc finger protein 420-like. The transcript has 7 exons. Bases 191 to 2692 code for a protein of 833 amino acids. The record is from RefSeq and is a predicted model, not a curated record. Gene Ontology annotation, molecular function: DNA-binding transcription repressor activity, RNA polymerase II-specific; RNA polymerase II cis-regulatory region sequence-specific DNA binding. Gene Ontology annotation, biological process: negative regulation of transcription by RNA polymerase II. NCBI's taxonomy places the organism in Eukaryota, Metazoa, Chordata, Lepidosauria, Squamata, Lacertidae.
GGGGGCGAAGUCCUCCAGAGCAAAAGCACCUCCCUCUGAAUUCCCUUCCUGCAAAGGGAGCUGGCGGUGGCUUUUGUGUCUGAAGUGCCGUAGGGAUCUGGUUUGGUAGCACCUCAAAUUAGGACAGACAGAACUUGGCAUAAGACAAAGGGAUUCCUUCAGAUCCUUUGGAGGCUUCCUGAGAGCCCAUAUGGAUGAACAAGACUCAGCUGGCCCUGAAGCAGGAAGGGGCAAUGCCAUCCAAACUGGGAACAGUGGGGGAUUCUGGGAAAACUCUGUGCAGAAGAUCCUAGGUGAGGAGGACACCCCCAGCUCAAAUGCCCAGAGCCAGCAGUUCAGGCAGUUCUGCUACCAGGAGGCCGAGGGACCCCGAGACGUUUGCAGCCGACUCUACCACCUUUACCGCCAGUGGCUGAAGCCAGAAAGGCAUACGAAAGCCCAGAUGCUGGACCUGGUGAUCUUGGAGCAGUUCCUGGCUAUCCUUCCACCAGAGAUGGAGAGCUGGGUGAGGGAAUGUGGAGCGGAGACCAGUUCCCAGGCGGUGGCUCUGGCUGAAGGUUUCCUCCUGAGUCAAGCUGAGCAGCAGAAAAAGGAUCUGUUUGCAGAAAUGGGCACUGGCUACUCUGAGGUGAAGAAGACUCAGUUGGAAACCAGAGAAAUGCCACUGGGUGACAGAAUGAUGCCAGCAGGACCUCCUCAUCCAUCAUUUCAUGGUGGCCGAGGGGAAGCAGCGGCUGUGGAACCAGAUCAGGGUCCAAUUUGCUUUGAAGAGGUUGCAGUUUAUUUCACAGAUGAGGAGUGGGCGUUGCUGGAUGCUGACCAGAGAGCUCUGCAUAACGAAGUCAUGGAGGACAAUUGCGGGAUCAUGGCUUUUCUGAGGGGUGAUAAACCGGAAAUUAAAAACAAGGGAGACAACAACAAAAUCCCUUAUGAACGUUUGGAGUGUAGAGAUGGCUUCAGUCAGAGGUUCCAUUCCACUUCCCAUCAAAGAAAUCCCACUGGGAAGAAAUUAUAUCAAUGCUCAGAAUGUGGAAAGAGCUUCAGUCAGAGCUCAAAUCUCACUUCCCAUCAAAGAAUCCAUACUGGAGAGAAACCCUAUCAGUGCUUGGAAUGCGGAAAGAGCUUUAGUCGGAACUCACAUCUCACGUCCCAUCAAAGAAUCCACACCAAGGAGAAGCCAUAUUACUGCUUGGAAUGUGGAAAGAGCUUCACUCGAAACUCAAAUCUCACUUUACAUGAAAGGAUUCACAGAGGGGAGGAACCAUUUAAAUGCCUGGAAUGUGGAAAUAGCUUCAAUUCCAAGAGAAGUCUCACUUCCCAUCAAAGAGUUCAUAGUGGGAAGAAACCGUAUCAGUGCUUAGAAUGUGGAAAGUGCUUCACCUGGAAGGAAAGUCUCACUUCCCACCAAAGAAUUCAUACAGGGGAGAAACCAUAUCAGUGCUUGGAAUGUGGGAAGAGCUUUAAUACAAGCACAAACUUCCGUCGACAUCAGAGAAUUCAUAGUGGGGAGAAGCCAUAUCAGUGCUUGGAAUGUGGGAAAUGCUUUAAUACAAGCACAAACUUCCAUAGUCAUCAAAGUAUUCACCGUGGGGAGAAACCUUUUCAGUGUCAAGAGUGUGGAAAAAGUUUCAGUCGAAAGGAGAGUCUCACUUCCCACCAAAGAAUCCAUACUGGCGAGAAGCCGUAUCAGUGCGUGGAAUGCGGAAAGAGCUUCAGCCAGAGCUCCAAUCUCACUUCCCAUCAAAGAACUCACAGCGAGAAACCAUAUAUAUGCUUGGAAUGUGGAAAGAGCUUUCGCCAAAUCACCCAUCUCACUUCCCACCAAAGAGUUCAUACAGAAAAUAAACCAUAUCAGUGCUUGGACUGUGGAAAGAGCUUCAGCCAUAAGUCAAGUCUCACUGCCCAUCGAAGAAUUCAUACAGGGGAGAAACCAUAUCAGUGCCUGGAAUGUGGGAAGCACUUUAGUCAGAUCGCCCAUCUCACUUCCCACCAAAGAAUUCAUACAGGGAAGAAACCAUAUCAGUGCAUGGAAUGUGGGAAGUGUUUCAGUCAAAGCUCCCAUCUCACUUCACAUCAAAGAGUUCACACCUUGGAGAACCCAUAUCAUUGCUUGGACUGUGGGAAGAGCUUCAGCCAAAAGGCAAGUCUCACUGCCCAUCAAAGAAUUCAUACAGGGGAGAAACCGUAUCAGUGCUUGGAAUGUGGAAAGCACUUCAUUCAGAGGGUCCACCUGACUUCACAUCAAAGAAUUCAUACAGGUGAGAAACCAUAUCAAUGUUUAGAUUGUGGAAAGAGCUUUAAUUUAAGGGCAAACUUAUAUAAUCAUCAAAGAAUUCAUACAGGGGAAAAACCAUAUCAGUGCUUGGAAUGUGGAAAGCGCUUCAGUCGAAAGGAUAAUCUCACUUCCCAUCAGAUAAUUCAUACGGGGGAUAAACCAUAUCAGUGCUUGGAGUGUGGGAAGAGCUUCAGCUUAAAGCAGAAUCUCACUUCCCAUCAAAGACUUCAUAACGGAGAGAAACCAUAUCAGUGCUUGGAGUGUGGGAAGAGCUUCAGUCGGAACCACCGUCUCACUUCCCAUCAAAGAAUUCAUUCAGGGGAGAAGCCGUAUCAGUGCUUGGAAUGUGGACAGAGCUUCCGCUGGAAAGAAACUUUCAUUUCCCAUCAAAGAAUUCAUGAUGGAAUGAUAUUAUAAAAACAGAGACAGCUGGCAGUCACUGGAUCUGACAAGGCUGUGCCACAAGGUGUGCAUCUGAACCCACAAGUUUGUCCAGCAUUCAUGUAAGAUAUUCAGGAUGUUUAAGACUUGGGAUUGCUCAGUCAGUAGAGCACAAGACUCUUAAUCUCAGAGUUGUGUGUUAGUGCUCCAUGUUGGGCGAAAGAUUCCUGCAUUCCAUGGCGUUGUAUAGGUGACGCUCGUAGUCCCUUCCAACUUUAUAGAUCUAUGAGCGUUUUUACUGGAGUUAAACAUACAUCCAUUAUGAAUACCUGUUUCUGUCCUGAAUCUUAUGUCCCAUAAAGAUGUUGCACACAUCAGAGAAAUGGGAAAAAAAAGAUUGUUUUAUUAAAUGAAAUAAAAACGACACAGAAUA